Messenger RNA from Silurus meridionalis, 2122 nucleotides. It is a transcript of the gene pola2, whose product is annotated as polymerase (DNA directed), alpha 2. Gene Ontology annotation, cellular component: alpha DNA polymerase:primase complex. NCBI's taxonomy places the organism in Eukaryota, Metazoa, Chordata, Actinopteri, Siluriformes, Siluridae. The transcript has 19 exons. Bases 207 to 2009 code for a protein of 600 amino acids. The record is from RefSeq and is a predicted model, not a curated record. Gene Ontology annotation, molecular function: DNA binding. Gene Ontology annotation, biological process: DNA replication; DNA replication initiation.
CUUUACUGCCAACUAGUGGCGAAUGUGGAAACAAAGAGAACGGAAGUGACGUCUGGAUGCUGUUUUCGCGGCAAUCCUGACUUGUCAUAUAAUCCACAGCAGCGAUAGUAGUGACAGAGUGCGAGUUAUUUUAUCACAACGAGCAGGUGAAAUUGAAUUGAAGAGGAGAAAUAAAAGCGCGAAGUUUUUGUCUCCAGCCGGACACGAUGGCGGCGGUGACGGCGGAAGACUUGAGACUGGAGCUGGAGACGUUUGAUAUCUCCUGUGAGGAGGACGCGGUGCUGGACAAAAUGCUGGAGCAGUGUAUGUGCCACAGACUGAAGGGACAGGAUAUUGUGUAUGAGUGGGUCGCUUUCAGCACCACUAAAGGCCAGUUGAAGCUCACGCUCAACAACCUGGAGAUAUUCGAGCAUGAGAUUUUGAACAAAAAGCUGAAGAACAAAGGCUCAUCAAAGAGCAGCAAGUUCAGCACCACCAGGGAUGUUCACUCCAUCCAGGACCUAAUUAAAGCAGAAGAGGAAGAAGAGAAUUUACUAGAUUCCUACACAACACCAGGGAAGGGCUCUCAGAAGCGCACUCUCACCACUCCAGAACAUCCCAAGUCCAAACGCACUGCUGCUCGACUGUCCAGUCCGGGUCUGCUGUUCUCACCUGCCAGCUUCUCUCCAUGUGCGACGCCUUCUCAGAAGUACAGUGCGCGUGGUGCACGUGGAGAGGUGGUGGCCACAUUCGGUGCUGUGCAGGGUCCCCGCUGGACAGGAAAGGGUCAGACUGCAGUGCACGUGGAUUUUUUUGAGGGACCUGAAGACUCGCUCACCAGCUCCUAUAAAUACAUGUUCCAGAGGCUCAGAGAUAUACGAGAUGUUUUGAUUGAGAAGAUUGACUUGCUGGGGGAGGAGCUAAGAUCCCACUUCAGCAUAGAGGAAUUUUCUCCCGUCUCGCUUCCUGCUCAGGACACCGUAUCUGUGUUAGGUCAGGUGUGCUGUGACAGUAACGGGAAGCUGAACGCUCAGUCAGUACUGUUGGAGGCGAGUCAGGAACACGGGGCCAGACAGGUGCCUGUAGAUUUGUCCGAGCUCAAAGACUACUCGCUCUUUCCUGGACAGGUUGUCAUCAUGGAAGGAUUAAACACUUCUGGUUCGAGGUUUGUUGCUUCCAAACUCUAUGAGGGUGUUCCAUUGCCCUUUUACUCAAGUCCGGAGCUAAAGCAGGAAAUGAAUGACCAGCCUGUGAUGGUAUUAGUAGCCUGUGGGCCAUACACCCCUUCUGACAGCUUGACCUACGACCCUCUAAUUGACCUGAUUAACAUCAUUAAUAAAGACAGGCCUGAUGUCUGCAUUCUGCUUGGACCGUUUGUUGAUUCCAAACAUGAGCAGAUUGAGAAAGGUCAGGUAACAGAAACAUUUGAAACCAUCUUCUCCAAAUGUAUAGAGAGCAUUGUGGAUGGAACCAGAGGGACAGGCUGCAAGUUAGUGUUUGUUCCCUCUCAGCGAGAUGUACAUCAUCAUUACAUUUACCCCCAACCCCCUUUCACUCUGCCAGACUUGAAGAAAGACGAUGUUCCAAGAGUGACCUUAGCCCCAGAUCCUUGCACACUCCUGAUUGGUGGUGUUGCAUUUGGUAUGACAUCUACAGACAUUCUGUUUCACAUGGGAGCUGAGGAAAUCAGCUGUGCUACAGGCUCAGACCGAUUCUCUCGGAUCAUGAAGCACAUGUUGACUCAGAGGAGUUAUUACCCUCUAUACCCCCCUGCUGAGGAGGUCAAUAUGGACUAUGAAAGGUUCCAGCAGUAUGGCCAGCUGCCCCUCACUCCCGAUAUUCUCAUCGUCCCUUCUGAACUGCGCUAUUUCAUUAAGGAUGUGAUUGGCUGCGUGUGCAUCAAUCCUGCACGUCUGACCAAAGGGCAGGUAGGAGGAACUUACGGGCGCUUACUGAUCCAGCAGAACCCAGUGCACGAGGAAGGGAAGCGAGUGAGCCCCUGUAUAGCAGCACAGGUGGUGAAAGUAUAAAGAACAGUUUUGUGUCUACUUAUUGAUUUACAUUUGUAUGUACAAUUUCUUUUAAUGGCUAUAAAUCAUUUUUUACAAUAAAAAAUAAAAAAAUAAAAUGUAUAGUAAUGGAA